AGGCAGCAGUGAGCCUGGGUGAGAUAAGGGAUGUUAAGGCCGUCUGCGAAGGAGAAAGGGAUGUUUCCAGGUGCUGAAUGUCAAGAACUCUAAACUUUGCUAAAAUGGCUAGUCUCGAGAAACAAGAACUAGUUGGGGCCAAACUUUAACCAUUGUCUUUUUUAAAGGCCAUUCAGGGAUGUGAGUCCCAGAGAGCCAUAGAGAGGGGGAGCAACUUGCCCAAAGUCCCACAGAUCAAGAGGCAGCAAUGGAAGCAGGAGUGACCCUCCCUCUCAAAGGCAGGGGGACCAGACAUUAGGGCCUGGUUGCAAUUGCCAGCUGUGGGAGGGAGUGUGCGGCAGUGGUUAGUGAAGGGGUCCAUCCAUGGCUCUGACACUCAGUGUGACCCUGAGCUGGUAGCUGAGGCCCGUUUGCUAUCAGUAGGGUUGGGAUCCCAUGGCUACAGCCCAGCGGGGUUGGGAGGCUCCAGGAAGGUGUGUAAAGUGCUGGGAUGUCAGGAUCCUGGAGGCGCUGUCACCUCCGCCCUAGGGCAGUGUUCUGCACCCCCCUGCUGCUGGCUGAGUUUCUCCGUCCCUUGGCAAUAAGACAGACUCUUGUUUUCACAGCCAGUCGAUCGCCCUCGUGUCAUCACCCUGCCUGCUGGCUGGGCAGGGUAACUCCUGAGGUCACCACCCUCUCCAGCCUGCCUUGGGCUUGGAGAGUGAGGAGGAGGGCGAGGGACGUCUGCUGACCCUGAACAUCCGCCAUCCAUCAUCCCAUCACUGAGAGCAAGAUGGCCAGGCUCCUGCGGAUGGUCCGGAGGAAGGCUCUGCAGGUGGCCCCAGAGCCUGAGGGAAGCAGCUGCCACCUUCCCAAGGGGCAGAGCAAGCCCUGCGUCCCCGCUGGCGGGGAAGCAGCUCCCGUCCAGGCCAGACGGCGGAAGUGCCCGGCCUUCUGGAAAAGGAACCCGGCUCCCGGCGCAGGCGCCGAGCUGGGAGAGGCCCCGACCAGGCCCCAGUGGAGCUGGCCCAGGCUGCGGUUUCGCAGACAGGACCCAGCCCAGGAGGGGCACCGGGCAGGGUGGCUCUGGGGCUUGCUGUGUGGGCAGCAGCGGCCCCAGGAGCCCAGCCCUCCUUCCCAUCAGGAGGCAUCGCCCUGCCCGGUCUCUGAGGCCCUUCCAGCCCCCGCCGGCCAGGAGGGGGAAGGUCCCUGUCCCAGCACCGGCAGCUCAGCAUGGGACAGCGGCAGCACCUGGGCCUCUGGCAGCAGCCAGGCCGAUGGAGGCCACUGCUUUGUUCCAGGGACCCCCCUGGAUUCGGAGCAGGAGGAAGGGGUGGACAUGGCCGAAGAUGAAGCUGCUCUCAAGGUCAUCCGAGAGCAGCUCCAGUGCAGAGAUAAGCACCAUGAAACCUGCCCUGGAGCCAGCCCUAGAGACCCACCUCUUGCGAGCUGCCCUUCACUCCGUCUUCACCCUGGGCACGGAGAAGGACACCACCGACAUCCAGGUACCUCCUCCUCCUCCAUCCUCUUACUUUUCCAGAGUGGUCCUUGCUCCCUGCUCCCUUGAUUCGCUGGAGCUCCAGAUUUAGGGGUGGGGUAGCGGAGAUGGAACAAACUGCAGGGUUGGAUCCUUCCCUCCAUCAGGGAAGAGAUUACCCCUCCCUGGGGAAUUUCUUUCUUUCUUUCUUUCUUUCUUUCUUUCUUUCUUUCUUUCUUUCUUUCUUUCUUUCUUUCUUUCUUUCUUUCUUUCUUUCUUCCAUAAGCUGUGUUUUGCCCAGAAGCCCAGCUUCCAUCCAUAGCAACUUGGCUGUUUCCUACUCUUCUGCCUACAAGGCCCUCUGCAGAGACCUGCUAAGCUCAUGGAUCAAAGGUCCAGGGGUCAUCAAUUCUUGCGAAUUGCCUGCAGUGGGAUGCGAAGGAGAGAGGCCAGGAGAUGUGUUUGGGAGUCUCCCCAGUGCUUCCCAGAGACCCCUCUUCCCAUCCUGUGGCAGGUGUAGGCCCAGGUUCC
Chelonia mydas (Green sea turtle) is the source of this 1987-nucleotide messenger RNA. RefSeq lists its product as uncharacterized. The transcript is spliced from 4 exons. Lineage: Eukaryota; Metazoa; Chordata; Testudines; Cheloniidae. The record is from RefSeq and is a predicted model, not a curated record. Bases 773 to 1546 code for a protein of 257 amino acids.